Messenger RNA from Phytophthora nicotianae INRA-310, 840 nucleotides. RefSeq lists its product as hypothetical. The record is from RefSeq and is a predicted model, not a curated record. Bases 1 to 840 code for a protein of 279 amino acids. The transcript has 7 exons. Lineage: Eukaryota; Oomycota; Peronosporomycetes; Peronosporales; Peronosporaceae.
AUGACGUUCAAGUCUUGCUGGAGAGAGCUCAAGCGCGACGGUUGGACGUCGAAGCCACCCGUUGAAUUAUCUAACGACUUCUUCUACAUAAAACCUGGGAAAACGAAGAAGGGCGUGCGAGGCGAAGAUUUUUUCCUUGGCGAAAAGGAGUUAAUGGAUCACUUGGACCGCUUAGCUCUGGGCCGAAUGCGUCAGAAGCAGAAGGACCGUGAUGUUUACGGACGGACAAUCGCUGCCCAGAACGAGCCUGUCCACGACGGAUCGGCAUCCGGAGAACAUCGAGUUGGUCCAUCUGAAGCUGCUGUUGAGGGCAGUACAACCUCCCCUGCAGUAACCCCAGAGCACACAUCACUAGGCGAGCGCCUCAUCCCUACGUCCCCGCACGUGAUGGCCAGUGAUGAAGAGAGUGAGAGCUGUUCGCAGAAUGGCACACCAGUACCGGAUGACUCUGAAGUACAGCGCAAUUUGGAGGCGGACUUUGAAGGUGUUGUCAACGCUGGAGACGGUGGUGAUGCUGGACGUGACAUUCAGGCGAACCAGGGCACGCUGGCUACACAUCGACCGCAACCCAUCGAUGAAGAAACAAAAGAAACGGAGCCUCCAGGCAACACCCCAAAUACAGACACGUUACGAGAUCCGAAUAUCAUAACCGCUGACGAAGGUCUUGGUGAAUAUGCUGCCCUUGAUUCCGAUGGCGGGUGCGAAGGCGAUUCUGUAUACGAUGACGAUGACGAACUUGACUGGGUUGAGCCCAACCCAGAUUCUGAGGAAGAAAACGACUCCCCGACCGACAUUCACUUUACACCCGAUCUACUCGCCACGUACCUGAAGCCGCGCUAG